AGCUUUCCUGGAUAAAAUUACUGUGUGUCUUUUUUUUCCUUCGAUUUUUUCGCUAAUGGCGCGACCUUCAGAACGUAAGAGUAGGUAAUGGUACUGUUCCUUCUGAUACGGUUGGCAACUUGCUUCCCUGAACUACAUUUGACAUGUGGUGUAUAAGAGCAUUUGCUGGAAGUCAGUGACACGCAGAAAAUAGAAGACACGCUGCUGCAUAACAAAUACCUGCGUAGAAGAUAUGGCAUCUCCCAAAUUGAAGUGUUCCAGCUGUGAUACAUUUGUUGUUUUACCACCAGUCACAGCAAAUAAUUUUAUUAUAUUUGGGAAAAAUUCAGAUAGGCCUUCUGAAGAAGUACAAGAAGUGGUAUAUGUCUCAUCUCGAGAUUAUUCUCCUGGAACAAAAUUAAAGUGUACUUACAUAGAAAUUGAUCAGGUACAGCAUUCAUAUGCUGUAAUCUUGAGUAAACCUGCAUGGAUGUGGGGAGCUGAAAUGGGAGCAAAUGAGCAUGGUGUAUGUAUAGGAAAUGAAGCUGUAUGGACUGCUCUUAAUAGUUCACGUGACAAUGAAAAAGCAUUAUUAGGGAUGGAUCUUCUUAGAUUGGGAUUAGAGCGUAGCAAUACUGCAAGAGAAGCACUUGACGUAAUAACCCAAUUGCUAGAAAAAUAUGGCCAAGGGGGUCCUUGUUCUGAUAUUAUGCCAUCCUUUACAUACCAUAACAGUUUCCUUAUUGUUGAUAGAAAAGAAGCUUGGAUUUUGGAAACAGCAGGAAAACUGUGGGCAGCUGAACAUGUUACAAGUGGAUUUAGAAAUAUAUCAAAUAGUUUAUCAAUUCAUACUAAAAUAGAUUUAAUGAGUGAAAACUUGAAAGAAUAUGCCAUGAAACAUAAACUUUGGCAUUUGUCUCAAGGAGAAUUUGACUUUGCUGAAGCAUUUGGUGAUGGAACUGGAGAUGAUCCUAGAUUUAAAAGUGGAAGACAAUUAUUGGCUCAGCAUUCAGUUUCAAAGGAUUUUUCUGAAAGGCAUAUGAUGAAAAUAUUACGUGAUACCACAAGUGGAAUAUGUAUGUGUUCAGGUUCAUUUGUCUCAACUGCAAGUCAGGUUUCUGUACUUCCUUCAAUAGCAUCAAAAGUAUUUUGUUAUCACUUUUUCACAGCAACACCAGAUCCAUUGAGAUCCAUGUUUAAGCCUUUUAUGUUUAUUCCAAAUAUACAGUUUACAGAGAAAACUGUCUCUCCUACAUAUAUGGAUCCUAAAGAUUCUACAAAAAUUAAAUCGUCAUACGAAAAAUAUUUGGAUCGAAGUCAUUAUUUAUACAAAGUUCACAGACGAAUAUAUUCGAACUUACUCGGAGAAAGAGAACUUCAAAAUAAAUUGAAAAAAUUAGAAGAUCAGUACAUCGAAAAAACAAGAAAAUUAGCUGAAGAUGAAUUAGAAUCGUCUAGUAAAGCCAGUGUGUAUACUGAUGCAGUUAAUGCUGAAAUCGAAUUAUAUGAAUCAAUAUAAAAAAUAAGUAGGUUUUCGUAACCUUACAAGUAAUGAUGAUGAUAUGAUAAAAUAUGAAUUAAAUUUGAUUAGGCCUUAAUUAAGUUAGCUAGCAAUUUAAAAGAUUUUAUUAAAAUUUUGUAAUAAUCUAAUACUGUAGUGGAAAAAAUUGUUAAAUUUCUAGUCAGACAAUCAGCAGUAACUUAAGUAAGUCGAUUUCACAUUGUGCCUCAAUGAAAAAAAAAAGCUUUGUAAAUUAAAUUUUUUUGUAAGAAAUUUGUAGAAAUCUGUAAACAACUGUUUUAUGAAUUAUAUAUUAAAUG
Messenger RNA from Centruroides sculpturatus (bark scorpion), 1800 nucleotides. Its product is annotated as secernin-2-like. The transcript has 9 exons. Bases 233 to 1498 code for a protein of 421 amino acids. The record is from RefSeq and is a predicted model, not a curated record. NCBI's taxonomy places the organism in Eukaryota, Metazoa, Arthropoda, Arachnida, Scorpiones, Buthidae. Gene Ontology annotation, molecular function: dipeptidase activity; cysteine-type exopeptidase activity. Gene Ontology annotation, biological process: proteolysis.